AUGAGGAUUGGGUGCUUACAGUUUGCGCCCCAAGUGGGAGAUGUUAACAACAAUUUGAAUCGCGCCGAUUCAGUCUUGUCCAAAGCAAACCCAGACGACCUUGAUCUUCUUGUUCUGCCCGAGCUGGCCUUCUCUGGGUACAACUUCAAAUCCUUGCAAGAUAUCGCCCCCUUUCUCGAGUACUCCGGCUCUGGCAUCACGUCUCUCUGGGCCAGAACUAUUGCUCUAAAGUACAACUGCGUCGUCACUGUUGGAUAUCCCGAAAAAGUUGACCUUUCUGCGCAUUGGCCUGCGAAUCCUGAAUACUACAACUCCACUAUCGUCGUCAACGCAGAAGGCGAGACAAUAGCAAAUUAUCGCAAACAAUUUUUAUACUACACCGACGAAUCAUGGGCUUUGGAAGGAAAUCAAGGAUUCUUCGAGGGAUGGAUUCCUGGCCUGGGGAACGCUUCAAUAGGCAUUUGCAUGGACCUUAAUCCAUACAAAUACGAAGCGCCAUGGGACGCAUUUGAAUUCGCCUUCCAUGUUCUGGAAGCAGGCUCAAAUGUUGUUAUAGUAUCUAUGGCAUGGAUGACAAGAGAGGAGCCACGCAAGUUCACACGAAUGCCUAAUGAACCGGACAUGGACACUCUGACAUAUUGGGUCACCCGUCUUGAGCCUCUAAUUCGCCAAGAUACAAGAGAUGAGAUUAUUGUCGUCUUCUGUAAUCGUUGUGGCAACGAAGAUGAAGUUCUCUACGCCGGGACCAGUGCAGUCAUUGGCAUUUUAGACGGCGAGGUUAGGGUUUAUGGUCUUUUGGGGCGAGGCGAGAAAGAUCUUCUUGUCGUGGACACGAACGACAAGCCCUACGCCAAGAUGGUCCAUCGAACUGAACAAGGCCGAGGCUCGUUGACCGAAGUCCGCGGGGUGCUCCAAGAUCAAGAACAGGCCAAGCCAGACGAGAGCAUCCCAAGUCCCAAACAGGACAACAACGAAUCUACCACCGACACUCAAAACACCGAUGGACAUGAGUCAUUCGAACAUUUUCGCGAACAAGACAUCCAUGCGCCACAGCCCAAUGUAGCAGCUCACCCGUUCAAUCGUGAGCUUCCACUGCGCUCAAGACUUUACCAGGAGCCACAAAAUGAGAGACUACAAACAUCAGAUGCAGCAGUCCCCCAGCAGCUUGAUCUUAAAAAAUCCCAGUCUAUUCGCACUCCUGCAUUGGAAAUCCUUGGCGUUCCAACCCCGUCCGCACCCAGCCCUACCCCUUUGGCUCUACGACCGCGACUCAUAAUUCCUGAAUCCCCACGGUCUCUAAUGCACCAGAGUCCACAUGGGUCACCCCCUACUGCUACGUCCAUGAGAUCAGAUAGAUCGAUCCAGUCGAUCGACUCAACAAUAUCUGGGGCAUCAGUCAGCACUGUCCGGUCAAAUCAUCGUCCUCCAGAGGACAGCACGCCAUAUCCGGACAGUGCAAUCCCUACUGCUCACCCCACAAACUUUUCAAAACUGAGGAGUCAGUUAUAUGGAAGUGAUCUGUCAGUAUCGAAUGAAAAUAGCUACACAAGUCCAAUAUCAGGCGUGGACCACAUGUCUAAAACAGCCCGGUGGCUUUGGGAUCCAUCAGAGACGGUUGGUGCCACACCUGCUUCAGCAAGUUGGGUUGAAGAGACACCAGUCGGAAGAAAACAAAGAGCAUUCCCCUGGACAAACAUCAAGACUGAACCGCGGCCUCAGAGCACGGACACGGUCAAAAACAGCAGCCGGCUUGCUACUUUCGUUCACGACUCCAGGGGUUUAGACUCCCACACACCAUUAAGCAACACCUCAUCAAACUUGACAAACGCUACAAUUAUCUCGGACUCAUCUGCCACCUCUCAAAGAGCCAAUACGCCUUCCAACAAGAUGAAAACCCAGCUCCAGACUGUGUCUUCUCGCAAGUCUGAGCGCUCCAGUCACUCCAAGGCAAGCGAACGAGCUCGGUCUACUAACAGAUACCAUCGAGGCACUGCUGGAGACAGCUCACAGCCAUCCAUGCCAAGAUCCCGGCGUUCAAGUUCGCGAACUUCACGGACAAACGAACACCGUCAACAACAUGCCGCUAGAGCUUCGAUAGAUGAGCGACUUAGAUCUUCAAGGUCCCGAAGUCGCCAUGAAUAUAACAAAUCUUCGGACUCGGCUGUUGACGGGCUCAUGAUUCCUAUUCUUGCUAGCCCCAGCAUUCUUCCUGAGAAUGAACACAGGCAACACCGAUCUAUGUCAAGAUCAAGUCACGGUCAGCGGAACGAUUCCAUUGUCAGCUCAAGCAAAGCACCCGGACGAGUUGGACGUUAUCAUUCUGGAUCUGUGACUACUGAUAGUGGUUCGAUGCCGUCCACUUCACGUACUGCCAGCCGUGGGCGUGCACCAGGACCUCGGACUUUGUCGACAAGUGAACAACCUCGAGAAGCAUUCAAGUCACCAAUUCGAUCGCCAUCUACAGACUCUACUCGGAAUGCAGUUCUUCAUAGUCGUAUUGAUCAUCACGAGUCAAAUAGCAGCAGGCAAAGCCGGUCUAGUCGAACUUCUACCAGACAUCAGUCGCGUCAUCGUUCUCGAGAUAACCGAGGAGACCAUUUCGAAAGGUUCGAAGCAGUUGUUUGCCCGAAUUGUCCUGUUCAUGGACGAUCCACCUCGAGUGGCGCUCAAAGUGUCCCCCUCCAUUUAGCGGUAGAUACUUUACACCAACGAGGACAUUCCGCUGGCGAAGUUGCCGCGAGUGAUGCCAACCCUGGACAUGAAAUACUUCAACCAAUUCAAGGACUUGAAGAAUUAGAUCUGCUCAUGCGAUAUCGCGAGGAUCAGUCAGACUGCGUUCUGACCCCGGCCUCAAAUUUCAGCGCAGUUUUUGAGCAGAGCGACCGUAGCUCUUCGGCUGCGACCUGGGAUACAAGCUCACCAGAGAGAUCACCUGGUACUCCAUUAUUCUUCAACCCAGCACAGACACCCAGGGCCAUGGUGUUUGCUACGGAUGAUUCAGAUAUCGAGGCACUGCCAGGUGGUAGUCUUAGUGGCGAUGCCGGACCAGCCAAACCGUCAACUGCACCUAAGCAGCCGCCUACAACAGUCGCCGCAUAG
This is a messenger RNA of Fusarium pseudograminearum CS3096, 3099 nucleotides long. RefSeq lists its product as uncharacterized. Bases 1 to 3099 code for a protein of 1032 amino acids. Gene Ontology annotation, molecular function: protein-N-terminal asparagine amidohydrolase activity; protein-N-terminal glutamine amidohydrolase activity. NCBI's taxonomy places the organism in Eukaryota, Fungi, Ascomycota, Sordariomycetes, Hypocreales, Nectriaceae. The record is from RefSeq and is a predicted model, not a curated record. Gene Ontology annotation, biological process: protein catabolic process. The transcript is spliced from 4 exons.